Sclerotinia borealis F-4128 is the source of this 1104-nucleotide messenger RNA. NCBI's taxonomy places the organism in Eukaryota, Fungi, Ascomycota, Leotiomycetes, Helotiales, Sclerotiniaceae. The record is from the annotation of a GenBank genome assembly.
AUGAUCUCCAGAUCUAUUCUGCGAAAUUCGCAAAUUCGCAAUAUAGUUAUACGCUCUGCCAAUACUUUCCCUCUAUCAUAUCAGCCAUUAUCUGUUACACAAUGUAAGAUACCAACAUGGUCACAUCCGUCUGUUAACCAACCUCCUUCGCGUGGUUACCAACGACGCAGUCAGAAAUACUAUACUUUCGAUCCUAAUGAAGCUCGAAAUGCACGCCCUCUCCUCUCCGAAGAACAUAUCAGAAACUUCUCCAAACAUCCAGCCCUACACUCGUUCAUAGCCAUAGUGGUGGCUGGGGGUACAUUCUGGUACAUCAGCAAUAUUGAAGAUGUGCCAGUAUCCGGAAGGAGGCGGUUCAAUAUAUACAGCCAGCAGGAUAUGGAAAGAGAAGGUCAGAUGAUGUAUCAACAGAUCUUGCGGCAGUAUGACGGGGCCAUUCUGCCAGACGGGGAUAAGAGGACUCAAAUGGUGCAAAGGGUUAUGAGUCGGUUGAUACCUGCAAGUGGGAUCGAAAAUGUGAACUGGGAAGUCAAUGUUAUAAACUCUCAGGAAAUGAAUGCCUUCGUCAUACCUGGAGGUAAAGUGUUUGUCUUUACGGGAAUACUGCCAAUUGCUAAAACGGAUGAUGGUCUGGCUACGAUUCUUGGCCAUGAAAUUGCUCACAAUAUCGCAAACCACUCGGGAGAAAAGAUGAGUAAAACUGCUGUAUUUUAUCUGCCUUUGCGUGUAUUGUUUCGAUUCAUGGAUGCCACUGGAUAUACAGGUGGUCUAGGAGAAUUACUUGGGGCUCUUGCACUUGAAUUUGGCAUGAAUCUACCGGCAUCAAGAAACCAGGAGACAGAGGCCGAUCAAAUUGGAUUGAUGAUCAUGGCAAAGAGCUGUUAUAAUCCUCAAGCUGCUGUGGGCGUAUGGGAGAGGAUGCAGGCUGCAGAGAAAAAUGCGCCUCCUCAAUGGCUUUCAACCCAUCCUUCGAAUGGCAAUCGAAUAACGCAGAUGCAAGAAUGGAUGUUCGAAGCAGAGGCCGCAAGAAGUGACAGCGGAUGUGCACCCACCACAGAUAAUUUCAAUGACUUUCGGGGUGCAUUUGGUGGAUUCUGGUCAUGA